Messenger RNA from Marmota monax (woodchuck), 1541 nucleotides. RefSeq names its product pancreatic triacylglycerol lipase. Gene Ontology annotation, biological process: lipid metabolic process. Gene Ontology annotation, molecular function: triacylglycerol lipase activity; protein binding. The coding region runs from base 82 to 1482 and encodes 466 amino acids. The transcript is spliced from 13 exons. Lineage: Eukaryota; Metazoa; Chordata; Mammalia; Rodentia; Sciuridae. The record is from RefSeq and is a predicted model, not a curated record.
GCAUGGCUCGAAAAGAUAAGGCUGCCUAUAAAAGGGCCUUUCGGUGUUGUCCAGCUGUCCCUGGAACCUGACGGAUCUGCCAUGAUGCUGCUGGUCUGGUCGCUGGCACUGCUGCUGGGAGCAGUAGCAGGAAAAGAAGUCUGCUAUGACAGACUCGGCUGCUUCAGUGAUGACUCCCCAUGGUCAGGAAUCGUGGAAAGACCCCUGAAAGUACUGCCCUGGAGUCCAGCAGAUGUCAACACCCGCUUCCUCCUGUACACUAACGAGAACCAAGACAACUAUCAACAAAUCACUGCGGAUUCAUCAAGCAUCCAGAGCUCCAAUUUCAAAACAAAUAGGAAAACCCGCUUCAUUAUUCACGGAUUCAUAGACACGGGAGAAGGAAGCUGGCUGGCCAACAUGUGCAAGAAAAUGUUCCAGGUGGAAAGUGUGAACUGCAUCUGUGUGGACUGGAAGGGCGGCUCCCGGACCGGAUACACCCAGGCCUCCCAGAACAUCCGGAUCGUGGGCGCAGAAGUGGCCUACUUUGUUGAUUUCCUUCGGACUCAAUUAGGAUACUCGCCUUCCAAUGUCCAUGUCAUUGGCCACAGUCUGGGUUCCCAUGCUGCUGGGGAGGCUGGAAGAAGGACCAGUGGGGCCAUUGGACGAAUCACAGGAUUGGAUCCAGCUGAACCUUGCUUUGAGGGUACACCUGAACUUGUCCGAUUGGACCCCAGUGAUGCUCAGUUUGUGGAUGCGAUUCACACUGAUAGUGCCCCAAUAGUCCCCAACUUAGGGUUUGGAAUGAGCCAAACUGUGGGUCACCUAGAUUUCUUUCCAAAUGGAGGAAUAGAAAUGCCCGGAUGUCAGAAGAAUAUUCUCUCUCAGAUUGUUGACAUAGAUGGAAUUUGGGAAGGAACUCGUGACUUUGCAGCAUGUAAUCACCUAAGAAGCUACAAGUAUUAUACUGAUAGUAUUGUCAACCCCACUGGCUUUGCUGCAUUCUCUUGUUCCUCUUAUAGUGUUUUCUCGGCAAACAAGUGCUUCCCCUGUCCAAGUGGAGGAUGCCCACAGAUGGGUCAUUAUGCUGAUAGAUAUUCUGGAAAAACAAAUGGUGUGGGCCAGAAAUUUUAUCUGAACACUGGGGAUAAGAGUAAUUUCUCACGUUGGAGGUACAAGGUGUCUGUCACACUGUCUGGGCAGAAGGUUACAGGACAUAUGUUGGUUUCUCUGUUUGGAAAUGCAGGAAACUCUAAGCAGUAUGAAAUUUACAAGGGCUCUCUUCAACCAGGCUAUACUCAUUCCAAUGAGUUUGACUCUGACGUGGACGUUGGGGACUUGCAGAAGGUGAAAUUUAUUUGGUAUAACAAUGUGAUCAACCCAUCACUACCCAAAGUGGGAGCAUCUAGCAUCACAGUGGAAAGAAACGAUGGAAGAGUGUUCAAAUUCUGUAGUGCAGAGACUGUGAGGGAGGAUGUUCUGCUCACCCUCACCGCAUGUUAGAAGGCAGCUGACAUGUGUCACUCCAUCUUACUGCUAAUAAAUCUAGUAGUGAAGCAAUA